Molecule: messenger RNA, 2453 nt
Organism: Monodelphis domestica (gray short-tailed opossum)
Lineage: Eukaryota; Metazoa; Chordata; Mammalia; Didelphimorphia; Didelphidae
Gene: GRHL3
Product: grainyhead like transcription factor 3
Biological process (GO): regulation of transcription by RNA polymerase II
Cellular component (GO): nucleus
Molecular function (GO): RNA polymerase II cis-regulatory region sequence-specific DNA binding; DNA-binding transcription activator activity, RNA polymerase II-specific
Source: RefSeq, a predicted model, not a curated record
CAGCAACCCGACCAUAAAUCAAACACUUCACUCCACGGGCCAUGUCUGUAUUGGGCAGGAUUUAGAAGAGAACAGUUGGUCCCAUCCGCCAGAUUGGGGAAGGUGCUUGAAGAUUUGGAACCCUGGGAGAACAUGUCGAAUGAACUAGAUUUCAGGUCUGUGCAGGUACUCAAGAACGACGCCGUCAACUUCCAGAAGUUCUCCUGUACCAAUGAAGAUGAGGCCUGGAAGACCUAUCUGGGAAAUCCCCUGACUGCUGCCACCAAGGCCAUGAUGAGAGUCAACGGGGACGAAGAUAGUGUUGCUGCCCUGAGCUUUCUCUAUGACUACUACAUGGGCCCAAAGGAAAAACGGAUCCUCUCCUCAAGUACAGGAGCAAGAAGUGACCUAGGAAAGAGGUACCACCAUGGGAUGGAAUAUGAAGUAGACUUUCCCCCACUGGAGAGCCCCACUCAUCUCAUGAAGUUCUUGACUGAAAAUGUCUCGGGGUCCCAGGAGUACCCAGACCUAACCAAGAAGAACAAUCUGAUGAACUUGGAGGGGACAGCCUCAACCAAGUCAGGCCUCCUCCCUCCUGGCCCCAGCAAGCUAGAGGAUAGCCCUGCAGAUGGCAGCUACUUGCUUCCUACUGGUGACAUGUAUGAUAGCAGCCUCAGCAACCUGUUUGAGACUAUCCACGGACCCCCACCCCAGCAGCGGUGGCAGCCUGACAGCACCUUCAAGGAUGAUGGACAAGAGUCAUUACUCUUUCCUGAUAUCUUGAAAAGUCCUUCAGAGCCCCAAUGUCCAGAGGAUUACCCUGGCACUAAGAGUGACUUUGAAUAUACCCUGGGUUCUCCCAAAGCCAUCCACAUCAAAUCUGGGGAGUCACCAAUGGCCUAUCUCAACAAAGGCCAGUUCUACCCAGUUACCCUGAGGACGCCUGGAGGAGGCAGAUGCCUGCAUUUAUCUUCCAACAAAGUGAAGAGCAUGAUCAUGGUUGUGUUUGACAAUGAGAAGAUCCCUGUGGAGCAGCUGCGAUUCUGGAAGCAUUGGCAUUCUCGUCAGCCCACAGCCAAACAACGGGUCAUUGAUGUGGCGGAUUGCAAAGAAAACUUCAAUACUGUCCAACAUAUUGAGGAAGUGGCUUACAAUGCCCUGUCUUUCGUGUGGAAUGUGAACGAAGAAGCCAAGGUAUUCAUUGGAGUCAAUUGUCUGAGCACAGACUUCUCCACUCAGAAGGGGGUAAAAGGGGUUCCACUAAAUCUCCAGAUAGACACUUAUGAUUGUGGUACAGGGACAGACCGCCUGGUGCACCGAGCUGUCUGCCAGAUCAAGAUAUUCUGUGAUAAGGGUGCAGAGAGGAAAAUGCGGGAUGAUGAACGCAAACAGUUUCGGAGGAAAGCCAAAUGCCCAGACUCCAGCAACAAUGGCCUCAAGGGUUGCCCACUCUCUAAUUUCCGAGGCAAUGAGACCACCUACCUUCGGCCAGAAACUGACCUGGAGAGCCAGCCUGUUCUCUUCAUCCCCAACAUCCACUUCUCCAACUUGCAAAGGAAUGGCGUGGCUGGUUCUCCUACCAUCCACAACGGCACAAACAGGCUGCCUCUGAAACGAACCUGUUCACCCUUCUCUGAUGACUUUGACCUUCUGCCACCCAAGCAAGCCAAGGAAGACGAUCUCCAGAGAGUCUUGUUAUAUGUCCGAAGGGAGACAGAGGAGGUGUUCGAUGCCCUCAUGCUGAAGACCCCAGACCUCAAAGGGUUGAGGAACGCGAUCUCAGAGAAGUAUGGUUUUCCUGAAGAAAGCAUUUACAAAGUCUAUAAAAAAUGCAAGCGAGGAAUCUUGGUGAACAUGGACAACAAUAUCAUACAGCACUACAGUAACCAUGUGGCCUUUCUACUCGACAUGGGAGAACUCGAUGGCAAAAUUCAGAUUAUCCUCAAGGAGCUAUAGGGCCCCAGCACUGCUCUGCCCUUGGACCUCUUGGCCUACAUUUGACUCAGAGAGCCCGAAUGUAGUCCUAAAAACCCAAUACAACCUCUUUCUAUUCCUCAGUGUUCUCACUUACUUGAAUGCACUCACCUGGGAGGGAAGAUGCUCCAUCUUCGGAAGAAGUCUGCACAACUCCCAAGAGAAGCUUUGCCUCUUUGGGGAUGCUGCCCAGUCUUUGAUUCCAGAGACAGCAGCCAUCCCAGUCUUCGGACUGUUGCCUACCCCACCCUGGAGAGCAGAGUCUUCUUGCUCCUUGCACUGGGGCUGCCCUGCCAUGCUGAUGGCCAGACAUUUUGGUUGGGAUCUUGGUGGUCUUGGCUUCCAAGGCUACUCUUGUGGCUUCUCCUAUUUUCCAUUCCCAUCUCUGGACAGAAUAGGAAGGCAGAUGGGGAAAUUCCAUUCAUGGGACAAAAAGACAUUUGAAGCCAGACCCAGCCAUACCAGGCCACUCAUUCUCCACUUCUUGCCCCAAGCUGAAG